GAUUUUAGCGGCUAUGCCCACGGUGAGGAAACGUCAGAGAAAUUGGCCGUGAAUUUUCACUUUUUCUUUUUAGAAGUCCUGUUUCUGUUGCUGUAUGCCCGAGUCUAGGUUGCCUUUUGGGAUAGUUGAGUUCGUGAUUAUUUUAGAAAGCAGUUGAACCUACUUUUAUAGCCAUAUUUUAGUGAAAAAAAUGUCAAGGUGAAGUGCCCUUGUGAAGACGUCGUCUGCAGGUGAUCAGAUCCAAGUUAAUUAUCUCUAAUCAGAAUUAAAACGAAAUAAGCGAUGGCAUCAAAUGAAGCGAACAAGAACCAAGGGAUUGACGGAAUUGAAGAUGCAAUGGGAGAGCUAAUGAGCUCUGAAAAUUACAUCAUUGUUGACAUUGGAGCUAACCUCACCAAUAAGAAGUUCACAAGGGACCUAGACUCUGUUGUAUCAAGAGCUCGAGAUGCAGGAGUUCACAAGAUCAUGGUAACGGGCAUUACAGUACAGAGCAGUAAGGAAGCACUACGCCUAACCCGCCUCUUCCCAGAAACAUUAUACUCGACUGCAGGAGUACACCCACAUGAAGCGAAAACUUGGGAUGACGAAACAGAAGAGGCUCUACGAGAAUUGGCUGCCAACCAAGAGGUGGUAGCCAUAGGUGAGUGCGGACUGGACUUCAAUCGAAACUUCUCUCCUCAAGAUGUCCAGCUUGAGGUCUUUGAAAAGCAGGUCUCCCUAGCAUGCGAGUUGAGAAAACCACUUUUUGUACACGAAAGAGAUGCCCAUAAGGAGGUGCUGGAGGUGUUGGGGAAAUACAAAGCACGUCUUCCUCCUGUGGUGAUUCACUGCUUCACAGGGGAUGCCACACAAGCAGCUGCCUACCUCAAAGAAGGAUGUUACAUUGGUCUUACAGGCUAUGUAUGGAAAGACAAAUCUGAGGAUGGUGUAAGGAGAAUUUUAGAGGAUGGAGUAGUCCCACUGGACAGACUCCUUGUUGAAACUGAUUCGCCAUUCAUGUACCCCAAUACUCGUGCCUCCAAGUUACCUCCAUAUGUCAAAGAGGCACUCACGGAAAGAUCUUUGACGUUUCUUCACCGAUACUGUACCUUCCAACGUAACGAACCUUGCUCUCUGCCAGUAACUAUUGAGAUGAUUGCAGCUUAUAUGAAAAAGAAAUCUGAGCAGGUAGCUCUCCAAACAACCUUCAAUGCUUUAAAGGUGUUUGGCCUGAGCACAUGAGAAACUGGCCACUGAAUAACUUUUUCUUCUUUCAAAUUAAAAAAUUGAUUGUACUUGGUGUACUUUUGCUCUGUUACUUGAAACAGUUGUGUGAAAGAUAUACCAUGUUUUUCCUCCAAAAAGAACAAGAUUGCAGGUAAAGUCAUUGCCCACUUGGUCUACAAUUGGGUUGCUUCCUUUUUAUAUUUUUUUCAAUCUUUCUCUCUCUUCUUUUUUUUUUUACCCCACAACAAAGAAGAUUUUUUCACCAAUGCAUUUUGAGGGUGUGGCUUCCAUGUGGUGUUUAUUGCUUGAUGUAGUUGCUAAUGAAAUCAAUUCAAGUCUUACCAAAGCACUUGUUGAUUUGCAAUCUGUGACAUAAAAGCUUUUUCUGUUUCCUUAUUGUCAAGGGCUCUAUCAGAGCUAUAGACCAUAUAGAGUGUCACAUUCAUGCAGCUAUUUUUUUUUUGUUUUUUUCUUAUUAUAGAAUCAAAGAUUUUGUACCUUCUGGCAAGGUCUGCCUGCUUGUAGCAAUUUGAUUAUAUCCCAAGGUUAUCACUUGGUUCCACAAUUUUGCAUGGUGGAUAACAGAGAGAGGUAAUUGUGUGAUAGCUAUCACAUGUUAUAGUUAAAGAUUAAGUUGCAUCACAAUGUUACCAUUAGAUAAUUGGUCUUAUCCUUUUGUGCUGCCAGGUCAAGAAUAUGACUUAGUGCUGGUAUUACUGUGGACUUCAACUGCAGCUUAUAAAUCAGUCAGUGCUAGUAAUACUCUUUAAUAUUAAGGGUAAAGUAAUCAAAGCCCGCACCCUUUCAGACACCACUUAUGGUUGUUGUGGGUCUUUGUCAUGCUAGAGCAGUAGAAGAGAAUAAAGUGUUUGCAGCUCUAAGUGGUAUAAAAAUCACUUGCAACAAGUUUAUGAUCAGAAUGUGUUCUUUUUGUGUGCUAUGGUAGUCAGAAAAGCAGAAUUAAGCUGCAAGAUGACAGAAAUGAAAAUAAAUCAAUGAAAAUUUUCAUCCAUUCACAAUAACAUCAUAAUAUAUCUGAAUUUAUUUUUGAAAGAAAAAUAAAAGUUCCUCAGAAGUUUUUAAUUGAUUAAUAUCACUUAUUUUUUUAAAUAUCAGUCUCUAAUUAGAUAUUCUAUACUUUGUAAUCUAAAAGGAAUUUAACAUUGUGAUAAGUGAUGGUGCUUCUUAUGUGAUGUUACUGUUGGUAUCAUAGUUUGAUAAUGAUGAAUGUAAAAGUGCCUAAACCAAAAUUAUAUUUCUCAGUAUUA
This is a messenger RNA of Penaeus monodon (black tiger shrimp), 2474 nucleotides long. RefSeq names its product 3'-5' ssDNA/RNA exonuclease TatD-like. Lineage: Eukaryota; Metazoa; Arthropoda; Malacostraca; Decapoda; Penaeidae. Gene Ontology annotation, molecular function: single-stranded DNA 3'-5' DNA exonuclease activity. Gene Ontology annotation, cellular component: cytosol. The record is from RefSeq and is a predicted model, not a curated record.